Culicoides brevitarsis is the source of this 2116-nucleotide messenger RNA. It is a transcript of the gene cry, whose product is annotated as cryptochrome-1. The record is from RefSeq and is a predicted model, not a curated record. Gene Ontology annotation, molecular function: FAD binding; DNA binding. The transcript has 6 exons. Gene Ontology annotation, cellular component: nucleus; cytoplasm. NCBI's taxonomy places the organism in Eukaryota, Metazoa, Arthropoda, Insecta, Diptera, Ceratopogonidae. Bases 298 to 1932 code for a protein of 544 amino acids. Gene Ontology annotation, biological process: entrainment of circadian clock by photoperiod; circadian regulation of gene expression.
UGCCGUGAACAGUCGCACGUCUUCUUUCAGCUGUUCUCGUUCCGCCGCGAAUCAUUUUAGCAAUUAAUUUGUGCUUUUUCUCUAAUUGGAGUGAUUAAGAACCCGUAAGAAUUGAAAAAAUUACCUUUUGUUAAAUUGAGUUGAAAUUUGUGAAAAAAAAAGAAUUAAAUGAUGAAAGACACUCGAGUGAACAAUUAUUAAUCAAUUUGAAGCAGAAAAUAUUAAAUAAACAAGGAAAAAGGGUUUAAUCCUUUUUUUGUGUGAAAAGAGAACAAAAAAAAAAUAUUUAACGUAAAAAUGGAUAUUUACAACGUUAUUUGGUUCAGACACGGUCUCCGAAUCCACGAUAAUCCGGCUUUAUUAGAAGCAAUGAGACCCACAUCGAACGGCAUCGUGCAUCUCCUACCUGUUUUCAUUUUCGAUGGGGAGAGUUCAGGCACAAAAGUGGUUGGAUAUAAUCGGAUGAAAUUCUUAAUUGAAGCCUUACAGGAUUUGGAUAACCAAUUUCGCAAGCUUGGCGGGCAGUUGUACAUUUUUCGCGGAGAUCCAGUGACGAUUUUUCGACGGUUGUGGGAGGAAUUCGGCAUUAAGAAAUUGUGCUUGGAACAGGAUUGCGAACCGAUUUGGCAGGCAAGAGAUGAAAGGGUGGCACGAUUGUGUUCGGAUAUUGGCGUGGAAUUUGUGGAAAAAGUUAGUCAUACAUUGUGGAAUCCAAAUGAAAUUAUUGAUGCGAAUGGCGGAGUGGCUCCGUUGACAUAUCAGAUGUUUCUCCACACAGUACAAACCCUUGGUCAUCCCCCGCGACCAAUUCCCGAUGUCGACUGGACCAACGUUCGCAUCGGAAAGCUCUCCGCCUUGCUACCUGACCUUGACUUGUUCCAUCAAAUGCCGACGCCGGAAGAUUUCAACAUUUACAUGGACUCCAACUACUAUUUGAAGUACCAAGAAUGGGUUGGCGGCGAAACCGAAGCCCUGAAAUUACUGAGCCAAAGACUGAAAGUAGAGGAAAAUGCGUUCAAAAACAAUUUUUACUUGCCGAAUCAAGGAUUUCCCGAUAUUAUCAAUUGUUCGACGUCAAUGAGCCCGGCAUUGCGGUUCGGAUGUCUCUCGGUGCGGAAGUUUUAUUGGGAGAUUCACGAUUUGUUUGAACGGGCACAGCAAAAAUUUCAAGUUAAAUGCCCCGGGGGACCACAUAUCACGGGACAACUCAUUUGGCGGGAGUAUUUUUACACAAUGUCAGUGAGAAAUUUGAAUUAUGCGCAAAUUGAGGGGAAUCCAAUUUGUUUGAACGUUCCGUGGUACGAUCCCAAAGACGGAAGUUUUGAACGAUGGAAGGCAGGAAAGACGGGAUUUCCGUUAAUUGAUGCUGCGAUGCGUCAAUUGCUGGCCGAGGGAUGGAUUCAUCACACUUUACGGAAUAUUACAGCCACCUUUUUGACACGUGGCGCCCUCUGGAUCUCUUGGGAAAAAGGCCUCCAUCACUUUUUAAAGUACCAACUUGACGCUGAUUGGUCCGUUUGUGCCGGAAAUUGGAUGUGGGUGUCAUCCUCAGCAUUCGAGAAGCUCUUAGACUCUUCUUUGGUGAAUUGUCCCGUUAGUUUCGGAAAGCGUUUGGACCCGAAUGGCGAAUAUAUUAAACGAUAUGUGCCCGAAUUGAGACUUUAUCCCAAAGAAUACAUUCAUGAACCAUGGAAAGCCCCAAUGAGCCUUCAACAAGAAUACGAGUGCAUUAUUGGCAUCCAUUAUCCCCAAACGAUGUUAGAUUUUAAGGAAGCAGCUAAAAGAAAUCGAAAUAAGAUGAAAUCCAUUCGUGAUCGCAUUCUGGAAGAACGUGAGACGCAACCAGAGCAUUGUAGACCCUCGAGCGAGGAUGAAAUUCGACAAUUUUUCUGGUUGAGUAAUGAAAUUGAAGAGGAAAAAAUGGAUUUUUAAAAAUUUUUCUUUUUUUUUUAAAGUCCAGUUAUAAAAAAUGUUUCAUAUUUAUUUAUUAAUUAUGACUCUAAAUUUUUUGGUAAAAAUAAUUUUUAGUCCGAAAUAUGAAAAAAAAAAUAUUUUUUUAUAAAGAUCCUUCUUAAAUUGAUGAAAAAUCGCUAAUUUUUUUUUAUUUAAAAAAAAA